Molecule: messenger RNA, 399 nt
Organism: Vigna radiata var. radiata (mung bean)
Lineage: Eukaryota; Viridiplantae; Streptophyta; Magnoliopsida; Fabales; Fabaceae
Exons: 2
Coding region: 1-399 (132 amino acids)
Source: RefSeq, a predicted model, not a curated record
AUGUGUGAAUGCAAAGAAGCAGCCACACCUAUGGCAACAAACUGCUAUCUUGACAAGGGUGAGAAAGGUAAAGACGAUGAUCAAAGGAUCUAUAAAGGUAUGAUUGAAUCCUUACACAUGGCAACCAACAGUUAUAUUGACAAGGGUGAGAAAGGUAAAGAUGUUGAUCAAAGGAUGUACAGAGUGAAAGGAACUAAAGGUGAAAAUCUGUUCCUUGAAGGAUAUAGUGAUUUAGAUUUUGGUGGAUGCAAACUAGAUAGGAAAAGCACUAGUGGCAUAUGUCAUCUUCUAGGUGGUUCACCGAUCUCCUGGAAUUCAAAGAAACAGGCUUGUGUGGCUCUGUCCACUACUGAAGCCAAGUACAUUGCAGCAGGAAGUUGUUGUGCUCAAUCUCUUUAG